AUGAAAACCGUUUCUGUGAAUGCCAAAUGUUUUCUUUCUCUUUCUCGUUCUUUCUUUUUCUCGUUCUUUCUCCUCUCUCUCACUCUCUUUCUCUCUCUUUCUCUCCCUCCCUCUUUCUCGCUAGCUCUCACUCUUUUUUUUUCUGAACAAGAAAGAAAAGAAAGUCGACAUUAUCAGUUCCAACAUUUCGUUUUCUUUUCCUGCACUUCCCGUCUUUCGUUUUCUUUUCACGCAAUUCCCGCUUUUUUUCUUUUCCUGCACUUCCGGUAUUUCGUUUCCUUUUCUCGCAAUUCCCGCCUUUUUCUUUUCCUGCACUUCUGGUCUUUCGUUUUUUUUUCUCGCAAUUUCCGUUUUUUUUUCUUUUCCUGCACUUCACGUGUUUCGUUUCCUCUUCUUGCAAUUCCCGCCUUUUUUUUCCUGCACUUCCGGUCUUUCGUUUUCGUUUCUCGCAAUUCCCGCCUUUUGUUUUCUUUUCAGGCACUUCCCGCUUUGCGUUUUUUAUCUUUUUUUUUUUUUUUUUUUUGCAAUUCCCGCCUUCCGUUUACUUCCUACCCUGAUAACUAG
Acanthosepion pharaonis is the source of this 564-nucleotide messenger RNA. NCBI's taxonomy places the organism in Eukaryota, Metazoa, Mollusca, Cephalopoda, Sepiida, Sepiidae. The record is from the annotation of a GenBank genome assembly.